AUGGCCAAUUUACAGUCUGCUUUGGCACACAAUGAAAUGAGGCUUCCCUGCCAAUUGGUGGAGAGGGGUUUGAGCUUCCCAUACACUGCAGGUGCAAGCUUGGACUUUAAGAAGCUACUUUGCUUCUUAUAUUUGUAUGGCUGGUUGAUAUUAUCAGCCUUUCCCCAGAAGACAACUCUUCUAUAUGUACCAAGGAAAGUAGAUUAUCGAGGUAGGAAAAACAAGUCUGGUCCCAGAAGCAGGAGCCGACCUUUGGAAACAGCCCUUCACCAACUGGUAUCCCCAUUUGGAAAGACUGACACUGCUUCAGUCUUGCUAGAAGCCAUUGGGUAUAUCAGAUUCCUUCAGGGUCAAAUUGAGGUUAUCAAUAUGGCUUCCUCUGCUGCUGCAAUCCCCUCCUCAGGAAAAAAAAUCAAAACCUACAUAGACGACAUACUUGAGAGAGGAGAGCAAAUUGCACCUGCCCUUUUCGAAGCAAUUGAGACAUCAAAGCUUUCGGUGAUCAUUUUCUCAAAAAACUAUGCUUCAUCCACAUGGUGUUUGGAUGAACUAGUGCAUAUACCACGAUGCAAGGCAAGAGGGGACAGUUUGUUCUACCAAUUUUUUACUGCAUCGACCCAUCACAUGUUCAAAAUCAGCAGGGAAGUUAUGCAUAUGCAUUUUCUCAACUUGAAACACGUUUCAACUUUCAAGGACAGCACGGAGGGAGUUAUGAAGGUGUGGAAGUGGAGAGAUGCUUUGAAGGCCGCAGCCAAUAUGGCUGGGUUUGAUAAUUCAAACAAAAGGGGGUAA
Messenger RNA from Prunus armeniaca (apricot), 792 nucleotides. The record is from the annotation of a GenBank genome assembly. Lineage: Eukaryota; Viridiplantae; Streptophyta; Magnoliopsida; Rosales; Rosaceae.